AUGUCCGACCAGGUAGUCGUCAUUGUCCCAACGCAGACGUCACCCUCACAUCCCCAGCGGGUGAUCGGGAGGAAAUCCCCCAUCUCGGGAAUCGAAGAGUUUCGGGGGAUCCCGUACGGGACUGUACCGGCGAGAUGGCAGCAUGCAGUGCUCCGUGAUCGCUUACCCCAGGAUGAAUUUGAUGCAACUCGGAACGGCCCGCUAACACCCAGGCCUGAACCAAACAACACCGACGAGUACCAAUCGCAUCUUGAGUUCCCAGCCGACGUGACGGAGUCUGAGUUCGACUGUCUCAAUUUGUUCAUCACAAGACCCAGUGCUGCGGCCCUUGCUGCAGCUGGUUUCGACGUGCAGGAAGUGAAAUUGCCGGUCUAUGUGUAUAUUCAUGGUGGAGCAUAUAGCUUCGGUGCGGGAACAGAUCCGAUCUGGGAUCCGGCUCGCCUCGUCAAGAAAUCAGUUGAGCUAGGCACUCCCAUGAUCGUGGCCACCAUCAACUACCGCCUCAACAUGUUUGGAUUCGCGGCUUCGUCCGAGAUCAUUCAAGCUCAACCGGAAGGUCAGAGAAAAGGGUGCAAUUUCGGACUAAGCGAUCAGCGAACCGCCAUUCGUUGGGUACGUCAGAACAUUGGGGCAUUCGGCGGUGAUGCCACCCAGAUCACCGUUGGAGGUCAGUCAGCUGGCGGAAGCUCGUCGCAUGCUCACGUCCUGGAGGCUGUUCUUGGCAAAGGCGAGCCUUUGGUCCAGCGAGGAAUCAUUCAAUCGGGAACCCUAGGUGUGCUCGGUCCUAUUUCGAUGGACGUAUCCAACGCGCGCUGGAACGCUUUCUGUCAGCAUGCAGGAGCUCCCGCAGGCGAUGCUAUCUCCCGCAUGGCUUUCAUGGUUAAGCUUCCGCCAGCGGAGAUCCUUCAAGCGGCUGGGAAGUUGGGUUCCAUUGUCUGUCCCCUAGUGGAAGAUGGCCUAACCAUCUCAAAAAGACCAAAUGGUCGCUGGAACGUUCACCUCGAUGGCCUGCAGAGUGAACCUAUUGCGGAAACAUCGGCCUCUGGUGCCGGAGUCAUUCCGGUUUUGAUUGGUGACACAGAUGUCGAGGGUCUUCUACACUUAAACGUGGUAAAUGGGAUCAGAAAUUAUGAGCAUCUGAGCGAACAACUAUCUGCUGGGGUGGAGUCAAAGGAGUUCUUGGAAGAUCUAUACCAGGCGUAUGGUUUUGAGCCAGACACUCCCCCAGCCGAGCUCAGAAAACGGGUGCUUCAACUGUUGACGGAUAUACAGUUCGGGUAUCCUGUGCAAUGUGCAAGACAAGAACUGAGGGAUUGGGAAGUGCCCAGGGAUAAGCUUACAGAAAGCCCUACUAUAACACGUUCUACUGCGGUGCACUCGUAUCGCAUGAGCGUGGGCAACCCAUUUCCGGGGCCUCGGCAAGGGAUUGCCCAGCACUGUGUCGAUUUGAUAUAUAUCUAUGAUUGCUUCGCAGAUGCAUUACGUGUUGCAGACGAGGCCCUGCCAGCCAAAGCACCGACAAACGCUGCCUUAGUCGACCGUGUUCAGGAAAAUUGGAUCCGGUUUAUCACAGCCCCAUCUCUCGAUAGCCAGGCCGGCAACGCAACUGUCUAUGGCAGUGACAGGACCACCUCGACGAUCCACAUGGACUCGGACCGGACUUGGACGGACAGGAUGCAUAGAUUCCAUAUCCUGGGCAGACACUGGCGUUCUGCCCAGCAGGCCAUGCAAGCGAUAACGGGUCCGAGCCAUAUUCUAUAG
This is a messenger RNA of Aspergillus niger, 1761 nucleotides long. RefSeq lists its product as uncharacterized. Bases 1 to 1761 code for a protein of 586 amino acids. Lineage: Eukaryota; Fungi; Ascomycota; Eurotiomycetes; Eurotiales; Aspergillaceae. The record is from RefSeq and is a predicted model, not a curated record. The transcript has 5 exons.